This is a messenger RNA of Euleptes europaea (tarantolino), 1175 nucleotides long. RefSeq names its product distal-less homeobox 3 (gene DLX3). Gene Ontology annotation, molecular function: RNA polymerase II cis-regulatory region sequence-specific DNA binding; DNA-binding transcription factor activity, RNA polymerase II-specific. The coding region runs from base 108 to 977 and encodes 289 amino acids. The record is from RefSeq and is a predicted model, not a curated record. The transcript is spliced from 3 exons. Gene Ontology annotation, biological process: epithelial cell differentiation; regulation of transcription by RNA polymerase II; embryo development. Lineage: Eukaryota; Metazoa; Chordata; Lepidosauria; Squamata; Sphaerodactylidae.
AGGAGGAGGAGGAGAGUACUUGCCCAAAGUCAGAAGCCACCGUGCCUAUUGCGUUUUAGUUUCAUUGCCGGACUGGUGUCUCUUCCAUUGGGGGGACCUUUCUCAUCAUGAGUGGAUCCUUUGACAAGAAGAUCACUAGCAUCUUGACAGACAUCUCCAGCUCUCUGAGUUGCCAUGUGGCCACGAAAGACUCCCCCACGCUCCCUGAGUCGUCCAUCACGGACCUUGGUUACUACAGCACCCCGCAUAACCAGCACGAGUAUUACCCCAGUCAACCUUAUACCCAACCUAUGAAUCAUUAUGCGUACCAUCCCCAGUUUAACCUGAACGGAUUAGGGGGGACUGGGACCUACUCCCCAAAAUCUGAUUACCCCUACAGCACUUCUUACAGACAGUACGGAUCUUUCCGGGACCAGCAGCUGACCAGCCAAGAAACAGUUUCAGUGAAGGAAGAACCAGAACCAGAAGUGCGAAUGGUCAACGGGAAACCCAAGAAAAUCCGAAAGCCACGCACGAUUUAUUCUAGCUACCAGCUGGCCGCUCUGCAAAGGAGAUUCCAGAAGGCGCAGUACCUGGCACUACCAGAGAGGGCAGAGUUGGCUGCACAGCUCGGACUCACCCAAACUCAGGUAAAAAUCUGGUUCCAGAACCGAAGGUCCAAGUUCAAGAAGCUCUACAAAAACGGCGAGGUCCCCCUGGAACACAGCCCCAACAACAGUGACUCCAUGGCCUGCAAUUCUCCGCCGUCGCCCACCAUUUGGGACAGUAACGCCCACAACAACCCAGCCACCCGGAGCCAGCUCCCCCAGCCGCUUUCCUACAACUCCCCGCCGAGCUACCUGGAGGACCAUAACUCUUGGUACCACCAUCAGAACCUGAGCGGGCCUCACAUACAGCAGCAAGGACCUCCGCCCACUCCCGGUUCUAUGCAUCACCCGUCUCCGGGGCCACCUCCCAAUCCCGGAGCGGUGUAUUAACCUUCUUUGCCUCCUGGAGGAAACCAGUGGAGCAGGAAAAAAAGGAAUGACGGAGAAAGAGCGAGGGAGACAGAGAGGGAGAAAACAGACAGACAGCAACAAGUCAAAACGCUUUGAUGUGUUUUGUGGGGCUUGUACACAUUCCAUCUCAUCUCAGGAACAAGCGAACUGUGACAAGGUUAAGAUGUUGGGGAGGUG